Messenger RNA from Pteropus alecto (black flying fox), 1753 nucleotides. It is a transcript of the gene TEDC2, whose product is annotated as tubulin epsilon and delta complex 2. Lineage: Eukaryota; Metazoa; Chordata; Mammalia; Chiroptera; Pteropodidae. The record is from RefSeq and is a predicted model, not a curated record. The coding region runs from base 58 to 1350 and encodes 430 amino acids. The transcript has 10 exons.
GGGCGGUCAUACAGCACGGAAGGGGCGGGACUUUCUGGAGGCGGCAAAUCGUGAGGAAUGGCUACCGCCUUCAUGCUUCCCGCCCGCUGCUCGCGCCGGCUCGUGGCCGAGCUGCAGGAUGCCUUGGAAGCCUGCGCCGAGCGACAGCGGCAGCUGGAACGAAGCCUGCGCGUCUCCCGGCGGCUGCUGCGGGCCUGGGAACCAGCUGAGAUUCCGGCUCCGGAGCCAACCCCAGGACCAGAAACUAAUAAAGAGACUCCAUCUCCAGCUUGCACACCCAGCCCCCAAGACCUCAUGGAGCUGGAGUUUCUGACUCAGGCACUGGAGAAGGCUGUACGGGUGCGAAAAGGCAUCUCCAAGGCUGGAGAAAAAGACAAGGCUCCUAGCCUGAAGUCUGGGUCCAUUGCCACUUCUGCCAACACAGCCUCUGCUGCACCCUGGGCCUCAAAAUCAAAACCUCCCAAGGGCACCCGCCAGACCACGGUGCAUGCCAAGGGCCUCCCUGAUCGUAGGCUUCUGGCAGUGGGGGAUCAUUCCUGUUUGGGGCGAGGGGCCCAAGCUGCCAAGACUGGACCAGGCCCCAGGGAACAACAAACAUUUCCAUCAGUGGCUCCUCAGGCCCCAGAAGCUUUCACACUCAGGGAGAAGGGGACCCUGCUGCGGCUGCCCAUGGCCUUCAGGAAGGCGGCUUCCCAGAACUCCCGCCUGUGGGCCCAGCUCAGCACUGCACAGACCAGCGACUCCAUGGAUGCUGCUAUGACCUCCAAAACUCAGUUCCUCCAGAAAAUGCAGACAAGGUCAGGCUGGCCCUGCUCCGGGCUCAGUGCUCCAGAGAUGGAGGCAGAGGUGGGGAGCCUAUGGAAGGCUUGCUCGUUGCUGAGACUGCGAAUGGGGCAAGAGCUUGCAGCAGACUUCACAGACUGGAUGCAGGAGUACCGCUGUCUGCUCACCCUGGAGGGGCUUCAGGCCAUUGUGGGGCAGUGUCUCCACAGGCUGCAGGAGCUUCAGACAGUGGUAGUGGAACAACAGCAGGGGCUGUGGCCUGAGGAAAGACUCCCCAGGACCUCAUUGCCCUGUGGAGGAGGAACAGUCCCCACCCGGAACCCACAGCUGCUGCUCUACUCCAGCACCCACGAGCUGCAGACCCUGGCGGCCCUCAAGCUGCGAGUAGCCAUGCUGGACCAGCAGAUCCACCUGGAAAAGGUCCUGAUGACCGAACUCCUCCCACUCGUGACCACGCAGGAGCAGCUGGGGCUGCCCCAGCUGGCACUGUGCAGGGCUGUGCACAGCCUGCUCUGCGAGGGAGGGGAACGCUUCCUCACUGUCCUGCGAGAUGAACCUGCUGAUUGAGCCCUUCCUGCUGCCAGCCCCUCUUCCCCACCCCACUUGCAGACCUCAAAACCCUGGGGAGAGGGCAAGCUGGUUCUGAUGCUGAGGCUGUUUGGGAGAGCACCCCUUCUCUGGUCAAAGUUAAGUGAACAGGGAUUGUGUGGUGGACCUGAGCCAGAAUACCUAUACCCCUUGGGAAGCUAGAUUUCCAAGAUGGGGCAGGGAUAGCCCCUGGCUGUUCAACUACAGCCCUUCUCACAGCUGCUAAACCUGGUCAAGGCUUGGCUCGGCCUACCACAGGUUAGAGGAGACCUGAGGCCUCUUGGGGGGCGGGGGGGUUUUCCUUAGCUACCUCUGUUUUCUUUCACUUCAGACUUAAAAGUUACUUGUGUGGCAUGUGGCAUUAAAACUAUUUUAGAAAGUA